This is a messenger RNA of Rhododendron vialii, 1298 nucleotides long. Its product is annotated as plasmodesmata-located protein 7. Lineage: Eukaryota; Viridiplantae; Streptophyta; Magnoliopsida; Ericales; Ericaceae. The record is from RefSeq and is a predicted model, not a curated record. Gene Ontology annotation, cellular component: plasmodesma. The transcript is spliced from 3 exons. Bases 59 to 913 code for a protein of 284 amino acids.
ACCAACCUAGUCCCCUCUCUCUCUCUCUCUCUCUCUCUCUUUCUCUCUCUCGAUCGACAUGGCAACAACAGUCCCUUCUCUUUACUCCCUCCUGCUCACCACCUUCCUCCUCUCUCUCUCAUCCCUCUUCACCCCCUCCCUAUCCUCCACCGACUCAUUCGUCUACGGCGGCUGCUCACAAAUCAAAUACCCACGAAACUCGCCCUACGAGUUGAACCUCGACUCGCUCCUCACCUCCCUUGUCAACUCAGCUACCUACAACUCCUACGACAAGUUCACCGUAAUGGGCUCAAGCCAACAAGACAUAAUCUACGGUCUCUACCAAUGCCGAGCCGACCUCUCGAUGCCCGAUUGUGCCACGUGUGUCGCUCGCUCGGUGAGUCAACUCGGCGUGCUGUGUUCCCAGAACUGUGGCGGGGCUGUACAGUUACAAGGGUGUUUCGUGAAGUACGAUAACACUUCCUUUUUUGGGGUGGAAGAUAAGACCGUGGUGUUGAAGAAAUGUGGGCCGUCGGUUGGGUACGCUACGGAGGCAAUGAACGGUCGAGAUUUGGUGCUGGGAAGUAUGGGUGGGGCAACCGGAGCCUAUAGAGUUGGCGGGUCAGCUGACGUGCAGGGUGUGGCGCAGUGCGUGGGGGACUUGAAUGGGGGCCAGUGUCAAGAUUGUUUAUCGGAGGCGAUCCGGCGGUUGAAGAGCGAUUGUGGGACCGCGGUUUAUGGGGAUAUGUACUUGGCCAAGUGUUAUGCUAGAUACUCAACUAGUGGGGCUCAUGGUUACUCUCAAUCCAACGAUUCAUCUCAUACUGAAGGUGAAAAGACAUUUGCCCUUAUCAUUGGACUAUUAGCUGGGGUAGCUCUGCUCAUCAUUUUCUUAACUUUCAUUAGAAAGAUUUUCGGAGGAGAAGGAAAAUAGAACAACAGCUAGAGCUUAAUGCAAAGAUAAGCUACAAUGCAACCACCUUUUUAUGUCCAUCAUUUGCUUUUGGGUACCUCUUUUCUGUCACUUUUUUUUCUCUUCCAUGACGUCAACUUGGCUUUUUCUCUCUUUACCCUUUUCCUUUUAUUUUUCUUUUCCUUUAUUUUUCUUUUAUGAUUUCCACCCAAAAGUAGAUUUCUGAAGAAAAGAUAGAAGAAUAUGUGUGUUAAGGACCAAGGGGAAUCAAUCAAAAGGAGGAAAAAAAAAGGACAACGGUAAAGAUUCCACUCUCCCCUCCCCUCCCCUCCACUCAACAAAGUUCUGUUGUCCAAUGUGAAUAAUUCUUUUUAUGUUGUGGUAUGUGUACUACAUAUUCCUUUGA